CAUCGCCUGAUAUUUAUGUCACCAAAGCGUCAUUGAAAUCAUUGCAAUCGUGGGUGGUAAAGGUUUUAAUUGUUUUGUGUUCUGUUUAAAGAUAACAAACAAUCGACCAAUAUUAGUGCUGAUUGUGUUAGUUUACAUAUUGUGACCGAGCGGUUAGCUGGAGGAUCUUACCGGAUUGCUCUGUACAUGAAUCCAUCCGGUGAUCAACGGCUUGUCUUGCUUGAAUGACCAUCGAAACAGUGCAGCCGCACUCAGAACAUUCAUUUAUGCUUCAUCAGCAAUAUCAACACCAUCGCGUGCAAGAGCCACCACAGCAACAACAACCACAGAUCAAACCACUAGACUUCACUUUGACCAAGCGACUUUUAGCAGCCGUAUUUUUCCUGCUUGUUAUUUACGCCUGGAAGCAGUACUUCGACGAAGGAAAGCGAUCAGAUACUACUUUUUCGUAGUAUCAACGCAAAUCAAGGUAAGAUGAGUACCAAGAAGGUGUCCUAUUUUUUCAACCCGGACGUAGGAAAUUUUCAUUAUGGGCCAGGACAUCCAAUGAAACCACACCGGUUGUCGGUUAUUCAUCAUAUGGUAAUGAACUAUGGACUACACAAAAAGAUGCAGAUUUAUCGACCUUACAAAGCUAAUGCACAUGAUAUGUGCCGCUUUCAUAGCGAUGAGUAUAUCGAGUUCCUGCAACGCGUGACACCGCAGAACAUUCAGGGAUUUACCAAAUGUCUAUCGGUGUUCAACGUCGGCGACGAUUGUCCGGUGUUCGACGGGUUGUUUGAGUUUUGCGCCAUGUACACCGGGGCUUCGCUCGAAGGUGCACAGAAGCUAAAUCACAAUCACAGUGAUAUCUGCAUCAACUGGUCCGGUGGACUACAUCACGCUAAAAAGUUUGAGGCAUCCGGGUUCUGCUACGUCAAUGAUAUUGUAAUCGGUAUUCUGGAGCUUCUCAAGUACCAUCCAAGGGUGCUGUACAUAGAUAUUGAUGUUCACCACGGGGAUGGUGUGCAGGAAGCAUUCUAUCUAACCGACCGGGUCAUGACGGUUUCCUUUCACAAAUACGGUAAUUAUUUCUUUCCGGGCACUGGCGACAUGUAUGAGAUAGGAGCGGAAUCGGGUCGGUAUUAUUCAGUAAAUGUACCGCUGAAGGAAGGAAUUGACGAUCAGAGCUAUGUACAAGUUUUCAAGCCGGUUAUUUCUGCGGUAAUGGAAUUUUAUCAACCAACGGCAAUAGUCCUUCAGUGUGGCGCGGAUUCGUUGGCUGGUGAUCGUCUCGGUUGUUUUUCGCUUAGUACGAAAGGUCAUGGAGAGUGCGUUAAAUUCGUGAAAGAUCUGAAUGUUCCUACGUUGGUGGUCGGCGGCGGAGGCUACACCCUGCGAAACGUGGCCCGAUGCUGGACGUACGAAACCUCCCUGCUAAUCGACGAAACCAUCUCCAACGAACUGCCGAUGAAUGACUACCUAGAGUUUUUUGCGCCUGAUUUUACUCUCCAUCCGGACAUUCCUAGCAGGCAAGACAAUGCCAAUAGUAAGCAGUACCUGGAGGCCAUCACACGGCACGUAUACGAUAAUUUGAAAAUGUGUCAGCAUGCACCCAGUGUUCAGAUGUUCGACAUUCCAGAGGAUGCCCUGCCGGAGGAAGUCAAAGUUAAGGAAGAACCCAACCCAGAAGCAAGGAUGACGCAGGAAGAGGAAGAUAAACAGGUGGAGCCAAAAAAUGAGUUCUUUGAUGGAGAUAAUGAUAACGAUAAGAGUGAGAAUGAACCGUAACAGUAGGCUUAGUAUAGCAUGUUUAGAAUUAGGUAGUAUUUUAAGCUGAAACAGAAGAACCGUAGAGCAGCGAUUGUGUUUAAAAGUAUAAGGUUGACGAAAUCGCACAGAAUGCGAUGCAACUUUU
This is a messenger RNA of Topomyia yanbarensis, 1897 nucleotides long. It is a transcript of the gene HDAC3, whose product is annotated as histone deacetylase 3. The transcript is spliced from 4 exons. Bases 475 to 1770 code for a protein of 431 amino acids. Gene Ontology annotation, molecular function: histone deacetylase activity. NCBI's taxonomy places the organism in Eukaryota, Metazoa, Arthropoda, Insecta, Diptera, Culicidae. The record is from RefSeq and is a predicted model, not a curated record.